CGACACAAUGAGGAUUCUAAUCGCAGUUUGUGUUUUCAUAGGCAUGUUUGUCAUGUGUGAAGGAUGUUCUUGUUGGUACGGUACACCGUUAACCCCCAAAUCUUUUGGGUGCAGAAGUGACUUCAUUAUCAUCGCUGAGGUCCUGAGUGAUAUGAGGUCUCUCGUCCCAACGGACAUUUUCAACAUGUACUACAGAAUUCGGAGACCCAGUCCCCGCGAUAUUAUCAAGUUUACACGUUCGAUGGCCGGAAUAAACCUUCGAAGAGUUUACACGGCAGAAAACAGUGCUUUGUGCGGUAUCAGAUUAGACAGGGGAUGGCACAUUUUGUCAGGCUACAUUGAAGGAAAUCGGUUGAUGAUGAAUCUCUGCAUGUCGUGGCGUGAACCGUUCCCCAUGAGCAUGGAGGCCGAAACGCUUCUAUCGCGCUUCGCGGGGAAUUCAGUGAAAUGCCUUCCAGAGGACUUUCCAUGGGGGUAACUCGCUAUUCUACAUUUGGACCUUCGCAGUUGCCUUUGUAUUGAGCAAUGUUCGUUGCAUAAGCACGCAUGAUGCCAAUACAGUUGUUUUUCCUACAUGCCGACUGGACAGUUGGUAUGAAACAUUGUAUAAAUCUUUUUUGUUCUUUGUUUUUACAAAUAGCUUCACUAUCCCUUGGCUUGUAUUCUAUAUUGUUCUGGUACGUCAAUCGGCAUCGUGUAAUAAAUUUAUCAAUAUA
Dreissena polymorpha is the source of this 716-nucleotide messenger RNA. RefSeq lists its product as uncharacterized. Lineage: Eukaryota; Metazoa; Mollusca; Bivalvia; Myida; Dreissenidae. The coding region runs from base 8 to 478 and encodes 156 amino acids. Gene Ontology annotation, molecular function: metalloendopeptidase inhibitor activity. The transcript has 5 exons. The record is from RefSeq and is a predicted model, not a curated record.